Messenger RNA from Pogonomyrmex barbatus (red harvester ant), 3778 nucleotides. RefSeq names its product cytosolic carboxypeptidase 2. Gene Ontology annotation, molecular function: zinc ion binding; metallocarboxypeptidase activity. NCBI's taxonomy places the organism in Eukaryota, Metazoa, Arthropoda, Insecta, Hymenoptera, Formicidae. Gene Ontology annotation, biological process: proteolysis. The record is from RefSeq and is a predicted model, not a curated record.
UGUUAAUUGCCGUCGCAUAAAAACGAAUCUGCGAUUACGAUAAGGGAUGCCCUCCUCUCUUAAGAGGAUACGCGAAGUCGUUAAUUUGUUCUACAUCGUUAUUGCGCUGAAUUACUCGGUGCAGCGUAAGUGUGCAAUUAACCGACACAAUGAUCUUCCAGGUGAUUCCGGAAAGAGUUCGCCAUAUAGAGUACAAUCCUGCCACACCGGAAGUCUUCUACGUUCCAACCGGAAAGGAACCGAGACCGAAGCCGAUCGGCGACGAGCUCGGAACGGUGAUAUUUCGCUAUUGUCCUACUAACGUUACUAAUUACUUUAGCCGAUCUUGCGUGGGUGGUAACACGGUGUUACCGUUUUCCACGGAAUUUUCUGGAGAGUCGACUGCGUGCACCAUGAAUAUCAAGGAAGGUGUCAAUGGCAACGACAUCUUUUUCGUUGCCGAAGCAUCUCGGCCGAAGGACGAGAGCACGGAUUUGCGAUUUGAAUCGCGAUUCGAGUCUGGAAAUCUCGGCAAAGUGGUGAAAAUAACCGACACGUAUUACCAGCUCUAUCUGAGAAGGGAUCUGUACACGCAAAGGCACACGCAAUGGUACUACUUCAGGGUGUCGAAUACAAGAAGCAGGAUUACGUAUAGAUUUUCAAUCGUGAAUAUGUGCAAAGAUGAGAGUCUGUAUAACGAAGGUCUCAAGCCUCUUCUUUACUCCACCGAAGACGCCCGAACCCGAUCGGUAGGAUGGAGAAGGUGCGGCGACAACAUCACGUAUUACCGAAACAACGACUCGAGCGACGAGGAGAAGGAGAGGCACACGCUGACGUUCAACAUCUCAUUCCCUCACGAUCGCGACAUCGUUUAUUUGGCGCAUUGUUAUCCAUACACCUAUACUGAUCUCCAGGAGUAUCUCGGCAAGAUCGUGGCCGACCCCGCGAAAACGAGGUUCGCCAAGCUGCGCCUGCUGUGCCGCAGUCUGGCAGGAAACGGGGUGUAUUACUUGACAAUCACCGCGCCGACCCACGACGAGGAGGUGCGCAGGAAGCGGGGCGUCGUUAUCACGGCCCGGGUGCACCCCGGCGAGACGCCGUCGAGCUGGACGAUGAAGGGCAUCAUCGACUUCCUCACCGGCGACACGAAUCGGGCCAGGGAGCUCAGGGAGAGAUUCAUCUUCAAGUUAGUGCCGAUGCUGAACCCGGAUGGCGUCAUAGUGGGCAACAAUCGAUGCUCCCUAUCCGGAAAGGAUCUGAACCGGCAGUACAGAACCGUGAUGCGAGAAAGCUAUCCGUCCGUGUGGCACACGAAGCUAAUGAUACGGAGGCUCCUUGAAGAAUGCGGGGUAGCGAUAUAUUGCGACCUCCAUGCUCACUCGAGGAAGCACAAUAUAUUUGCUUACGGUUGCGAGAGCAAGAGAACUGGAUAUAAUGGAAGACUGUCGGAACAAGUGUUUCCGUUGAUGCUUCACAAAAAUGCAGCCGAUAAGUUCUCUUUCGAGAAUUGCAAAUUUCAUGUCGAGAAAGGGAAGGAAGGUACGGGUAGAGUGGUCGUGUGGUCGAUGGGCGUUCAAAACAGUUACACCAUGGAGGCUUCUAUGGGCGGCUCGAAAAUCGGCUCGAGAUGCGGGACUCAUUUCUCCAUUCAGGACUACGAACAAAUCGGCAAAGCUUUCUGCGAGACUCUGCUCGACUUUUCCGAUCAAGAUCCCAUGAAGGAAAGCCUCCGAUUUAAAAUCAUUGCCAGAUUAACGAAGGAGGGAUCUAGCGCUGAAGAGCCUACCAAUAUCGAUCUGACUGAUUAUUCAAGCAACGAGGGAGAUAUCUCACAGGAGAGUUUCUCAUCGGAAGAAGAGAGGACCGAAUAUACGGAUGCUGCAUGGUCCAGCGAGGGUGGAGAAUUCUUGAUGAGUCGCCGUCGAUAUCUGUGCGUGCCACCCCCGUCACCGACCUUCGUUCCACCGAGGAGCGUCGGUCUUUACAAAAGGAGAGCGCGAAGAGAUGUCGCGAGAAGAAUUUACUUACAGCGCAGAAGAAAUCUGACACGACGAGCAGUAAUGGAUUUGCCAACUAUGGAUCCAGGUAGCGAUUUGUGCGAUUUGACCGAUUCGGCCGACGAGAAUUUCGUCAAAAGCGAGGGAAGAGAAUAUGACGUUGUAUGGAAAAAUACGCAAGAAUACCGCGAAGAGAUAAUCGAGCUCUCCGAGAGGGAGACUACCGAGAAAGAGAAGCGACAGGAUGACGCAUUAGUCUUACCGGAUAUUGUGAGACCUCGCAGCGUGUCCUUUGGAGAAUUAUUGCCGCGCAAGGAACAGCGGAAAACUCGCCAACGGCCGCGAUGUCUUAGAACGCUAAGAAAUCCGUCGCCGGUGUCGCCGAGGAGUCAAGAGGUGCGAAUCAAACUGACAUCAUUGAGACAGCAGAUUUGGACGGGCGUGUCGACCGCCACCGAGGGCAACGACGCAGAACAUCUUGUCGACGCAUUUGUUAAGACACCGUUGAGCUGGGGUGUCUCCAGACACGCUCUGAUGCAUUAUCCCACGGACGGCGAGGUCACGCUAAAAUCGCCAUCCAAGAAAACGCAGUCGCUCUACGACGCGGACAAGGACGACGCGAGAAAGACGCGGAAAAAAUCGCGGCGAAACGCGCCCCAGUUGAAGGCAGUCGCGCGAGCGGAUGGACAGAAGCCGUCCAAGAGGAAGAACGCGAGACUCGACUGGCAACGGGCGGUGAAUCUGAACUCAAGGGGCAAGGACGCCAGAGUCACGAGAAGCUCUUCCCUCCUAACAAUUGAGGCGGAUUCACUCAAGUUGUUGACCACGUCGACGACGUCUAAGCAGCCGCAGCGACCGCAGCGGAAGCUCGAGUCGCGCCGGAAGUUUCGCAGUGUCGGCGCGGUGGCGUCCACCUGCGUCGGAAUUGGAACGAAAACAGGUGCCUCCAAGUCGACGAGAACACGAGCGUGUCGUCGAGACGCUUUCUGCGAAAGUACGACGUCCGACGACGCCUCGUCAGACUCGGGCAAGCCGAAGGUCGUGAAAAAAAAGCAUAGGAAGAAGAAGCAGCAAUCGCAGCAGCAGCAACAACCGCCUUCGAGGAAAUCGAGCAGAGGAACGGAGCAAGGCAAACGUGCCUGCAGCGCAAAAACUUUACGUAACAUCGUUUGAGAAUUACUUUUCUCUGACCGAGCUAUUAUCGUUCAUCACGUUUAAAAAUAAUUUGAAAGAAAUUUCCUCCUUAAUGAAAACAUCGGGAAACGAUAUUCUCGGACGAUUAAAUUAAUAGUAAAAAUAAGUAAAUAAAGGACCUUUCGGGAAUUAAUGUUUUAGAGGUGGAUGGUAAAAUUAUAUCUCUUGCUGAAUUGCAAGUUGGAUGGCAACGUCUUGCGAGACGUUGUUCAAAUGUGUUGAUUUGUAACUUGAGAGUUGUAGUGGCUACAACUCGAUUGUAAGAUUGAGUUGUAACGUUAUAAUCGCGAAUUUUUAUUUAUCGUCUUGGAAUUUUAUAUUCAUCUUCGAAAGCAAGCUAACGAGAAGUAUAAGAAUAUCUUAUCAUCUAAGUUAUCAGCAAGAUAUAAAAUUUAAGCUUGCUCCGAAAAGAAGAGAAUAAUAUCUCAUGAUCUCUUAAAAAAUGUGAUUCUAUCCUAUCUAAUGAAAAUUUAUAAAAAUUAAAAUAAUAUUCGCCUCAAUAUUAUAAUUAAUAAUAAUAUCAUAUUAUAGAAAACUCAACUUCUAAAAUUGCUCAAAGAAUCCAUCAAUUACAGAUAGUCUGCAACAUUCUUAAUUGGGAGAAUAUA